Aspergillus aculeatus ATCC 16872 is the source of this 1125-nucleotide messenger RNA. RefSeq lists its product as uncharacterized. Bases 1 to 1125 code for a protein of 374 amino acids. Lineage: Eukaryota; Fungi; Ascomycota; Eurotiomycetes; Eurotiales; Aspergillaceae. The transcript has a single exon. The record is from RefSeq and is a predicted model, not a curated record.
AUGCCCGACAACCAGAAGCGGGGCAACAGUGACGACAAACCCGCCGACCCUCACCGCAAGGAGCCCGAGCCCAAAUCCUCCGCCGCCGGGGCCAACGAAGACGACCAGGAUGGCCGUUCGCUAGCCAGUCGCAUCCAAGAUUCCGCGUCUGGACUCGCCAAAAAUGUGUUUUCCACUUCGGGCCAGCCCUCUGCAGAGACCGCUCAAUUGCUGGCCGGCAGUGGUAAAGCCUCGUCCGCCUCGUCCUCCUCACAGUCCGCCCUAUCAGCAGCGCAACAAUAUCACGAAGCCACCGGAUUAAAUUCUUCACGGACAGCAGGUCAAGCACCGGCCACACGAUUCGAAGCAUUCCGAUCAUCGCUCACCACCCACGCCGGAGGGUUCGAGCUUCCCUCGCUCACAGAAGAUGAAUUCCAGCGCACGUAUGCGGGAGAAUCCCUCAACGGCAGCAAUGGAAUGUACCUUGCAGCAACUGCCCCAGCUGCCGCGGGUUUAAGCACAGUCGACACGGGCAAAGGCAAGGGGAGAUGGACACCGAGUCAUCAUGCUGCCGGUGCAGGGGGUCUGUCUCAGGACAAACAAGGCGGACAAGCGUCCGCCCUUCCGUCGGACGGCGCCGCAGUCGUCUCCCUCCUCUCCGAUUUGACCUUCGACCCCAACUUUCCCCCGUCCGCCAACGAGCCAGCGGAGAUAAUCGAGACCGAACUCUCCGCGCCAGCCCAGCUCACCCCCGCGGAGAUCCAGGCUCUCGAGUCUUUUCGUCGCGUGCUUCCCACUUCUACCAUCAACACACACACUACCAACCACGUAAACCCGCAUAGUCUCGUUCCUGAUAUUAGCAGCUUCCUCGAGUCCGUCCCGUCAGCAGCCAAUGCAGACGCCGUGACCCUGCGCGACGCGGUCCUGACGGGAUUACCAGGCGCAGCGGACUGGCUCGGGGUGGAGGAGCGAUACCACGACGAGGUAUGGGGCUACCUGCAACCUACUCUGGAGGCCGCCGCCCAGGAGCUACAGUCCAAGGACAGGGGGGGCUCAGAUGGCCAGGAGGCGGAUGGCCCUGCUGUACGACGUCUGAGGAUGAUCUUGAAGCAUAUGCAGACUGGUCCUGGUGCGAUGGAGAAGUAG